UCCCUCUCUCCCCAGGCUGAAGCCAUGAUGUUAUUUGAGAUCACAGCCAGGAAUCAAGACACUGAUCCCUUCACUCCUCAGCUACAGGCUGCCAUGAAGAGACUAUGGCUAGACCCAGGGGUCCAGUACUGCUUUAAGAGAUCAAGCGAAUAUCAGCUCAAUGACUCAGCAAAAUAUUAUCUAGACAGUAUUGAUAGAAUAGCUGAUAAGAGGUACAUUCCAUCAGAGCAAGACAUACUAAGAACAAGAGUCAAAUCAACCGGAAUAGUUGAGUACGAGUUUGACAAACAAGGACUCCACUUUAGGUAAGAAGUACAUACAUGUACAUGUAUGUG
Molecule: messenger RNA, 335 nt
Organism: Amphimedon queenslandica
Lineage: Eukaryota; Metazoa; Porifera; Demospongiae; Haplosclerida; Niphatidae
Product: guanine nucleotide-binding protein G(o) subunit alpha-like
Exons: 2
Biological process (GO): adenylate cyclase-modulating G protein-coupled receptor signaling pathway
Cellular component (GO): cytoplasm; heterotrimeric G-protein complex
Molecular function (GO): G protein-coupled receptor binding; G-protein beta/gamma-subunit complex binding; GTPase activity
Source: RefSeq, a predicted model, not a curated record